Pseudogymnoascus destructans is the source of this 489-nucleotide messenger RNA. RefSeq lists its product as uncharacterized. The record is from RefSeq and is a predicted model, not a curated record. The coding region runs from base 1 to 489 and encodes 162 amino acids. The transcript is spliced from 4 exons. NCBI's taxonomy places the organism in Eukaryota, Fungi, Ascomycota, Leotiomycetes, Thelebolales, Thelebolaceae.
AUGAUUAGCAAGCUAGUUUCCCACGACUGCAUCUGGUCCCCGACCAGUUCGAAGUGUGGGUACUGCACGGCGCAGCACUCGCCUUGCGUCCCGCUGCCCUGGUUCCUUGGGGAAGAGUUUGCGGCCCUCCGCGCCGCCGAAGAGGCCACCCCCCUCAUUCCCGCUGACAUCGCCGCCGCCGCCACUGAGGCAAAUCGGGUGGCCCUCCUGGCCGCCCAGAGCAUGCCAAAGUUCCGCUCCGACGUGGAGCGUGACCUCUACGAGGAGGCACGCGCCACUCAGGCUGCCCUCGAGUCGGGGCUUGCCCAAAUUCGGUCGUCGCUGCGCCGUCUCCGGACGGAACAGGAGAGCGUCCCUGCUCUCUUGGGGGAGUUGGUGGCUGCUGUGGGCAAACUGCCCACCGCUGCCGCUCCCGCGGUCGCUCCAACUCGGGGUGAUGGGAGGAAGGAGGGGGAGGAUGGGGAAGUUGGGGCAGCCUAUGGGGCCUAG